This is a messenger RNA of Nannospalax galili (Upper Galilee mountains blind mole rat), 4032 nucleotides long. RefSeq lists its product as uncharacterized. Gene Ontology annotation, biological process: virion assembly. NCBI's taxonomy places the organism in Eukaryota, Metazoa, Chordata, Mammalia, Rodentia, Spalacidae. Bases 2186 to 2905 code for a protein of 239 amino acids. The record is from RefSeq and is a predicted model, not a curated record. The transcript has 2 exons.
GCUACAGGGAGAUCCUGUCUCAAAAAGACAAAAAAUAAAAAUAAAUAAAAACUAGGGAUUGUAGGGGGAAGGAUCGAAGCAUCAUAUUCUCUAACUGUAUUCAUUCUUAAGUUUAUCUCAGAUUGAUGGCGGGUUUUUUUCCGUCUUUAUUUCCUCCCCGCCCGGGAGGGGCAUCUUUUGAAUUUCAGGUUUUCUCUCUGGCUUUCCUGCAUCCGGAUUCAGUGGGAAGAAGAAUAGAUGACUGCAGAUCCACUUCCCUAGAGAAUUUUUGGUCACUUGAAUCUAGGUGUUCUCAUUGCCGGUAGGAGGGGGUAGCCCCUGAAUGAAGGAACCAGGGCAACUCCAUUUUGUACAAGCCAUGUCAGCCACAGUAAGUUUCUGUUUCCCGGAACCAUAAAUUACCAUUUACAGGAAACUGGCUGUUAAGAUUAGAUCAGCACCGAAAGUCCCCAAACCCAGGCCCACCAAUCAGGGAGGAACACCACAUCUGGCAGGGGAGAUAAUGGUCAGAGUCUUUGAAACAUAUUAACCCAGAGAAAUUUGGCCAAUGAAAUACAGACCCGUGGUCUGACCACGGGAACUAACCAAUGAGAAUAAAGGGCAUGGCUUUUGUGGUUUUUCCCUGUAAAAAUGCUUGUUAACUGCAAACAGGGCUCGACUCUGCAAUCGGCGUGAGAGUCACAGCCACAGCUAGCUGGAAUAACUAAUUUUUUUCUUAAAUAAAACUUAUAAAUUUGUUACUGUCUUUCUCUAGUUAUUCCCAACUCCUGGACCCAACAUUUUGGGGGCUCGUCCAGGAUUUGGGAAAAUUGGGAUAGACACCUGGAGAUGUGCGCACACCCUGAAGCUAGCCUCAGUAAGUCACUUUCUGUUUUUAAGGUUUUUUUUCUGGUGUCCAGAUGUAAAACUGGGGCUCAAUUGGGAUCAGGCGGAUGUGCUAUUGAUCCCCAAGUGGGAGGAGAUUAGGGAAUGCCCUAAUUCUUCCUCAGGCAGAGGACAGGUUCUACCUAACCUCUUCGGGUCAGGAACAGGAGCAGACUGACUCAGCCCACUCCGAAUUGAUACUUUCCUCUCGGCAAAUCCGCCCUUCUCAAACUCUGACUGACUGUUGUUGGCAAUUUGGUUUUCUGUUCGCUCAGUUGAUUCUCUUUUAUCUUCGUUUCCUUUCCCCUCCUAGUCUAUCUUUCUUCCAGGAUGGGGCAGCAGAUGUCCUCCAGUUCCCUAGACUUGGUCCUGGGCCACUUCUUGAACUUUUGGAAGGCGGCCUCCACCAUGUCUAGGCUCCGAGUCAAGCCUGGCUGCCUCUGGCCAUUCUGCUCCCUCAAUGGCCAUCCUUUAAUGUGGGAUGGCCCCCAGAGGGUUCGUUCAACCUAACCCUUAUUUACAGAGUUAGAGUUCAUGAAGUUGUCUUUGGCAUGCCUGGCCACCCUGACCAAAUCCCCUACAUCUUGGGCUGGCGCUAUCUGGUAACGGACCAGGGGCCCUAACUGGUUGCACCCAUUCCUGCCUGUUAGAUCCCAAAGCUACUGUGACCCUCCUCUGCAUCAAGGAGAGAGACUGACAGGGACCCCCUCGGCCCUCGGUUCUUCCUCCUCAGCCCUUGGUUCUUCCCUCCUUGGCGCCAGAGGAAAACUUUUUCCCCCUGCUCUAUGCUGUGCCCCCUCGGCAGAAUGGGCACCAAGAGGGCCGUCACCAGGCACCCUGUAGGCCCCGGUCCCUCUCUUCGCAGCCAGAGCUGCCAGAGAACCAGGCUGCAUCAUCUUCUGAUUCCUCCCGAUCCUCAUCAUCCCUGGCUCCCCUGCCCAACCCCAGCCUGCUUCAUACCCGCUGGAAAGGUCGAGACAGGGUUGUCAGGGCAUUGCUCCUGAGGGAGGUAGGUCCCCCCAUGAACAUGGAGUAGCCCCCCUGGCCUACUUCCUCUUUUCUACCAGUGAUCUGUAUAACUGGAAAUUACAAACCCCCUCCUUCACAGAGAAACCCCAAGCCCUCAUAGCCCUCCUGGACUUUUUACUCAUCAGCCUACAUGGGAUGACUGCCAACAGUUACUACAGGUUCUUUUUACCAUGGAGGAAAGAGACUGUAUUAGAAGGGAAUGUCGCCAGCUGGUCCCAGGGGAUGAUGGACGCCCCACAGACAAUGAAGAUAUUAUAGCGGCGGCUUUUCCUCUCUCCUGGCCUCCCAUGGGAUGGAAGGUAGGGAGCUCCUGAAGGUCUAUCGCCAGACUCUUGGGGGGGGGGGUCUCCGAGCUGCUGCAAGGUGGCCCACGAAUUUUUCCAAAGUGAGUCAGGUGAUACAGGAAAAGACAGAGGCCCCGUGGGCAUAUUUAGAGUGUCUCCUAGAGGCCUACAGGACUUAUACUCCCCUGGACCCUGAAGCUCCUGAGAACCAAAUGGUGGUCAGUAUGGCCUUCGUGAAUCAAGCAGCUCCAGAUAUUAAAAAGAAACUCCAGCCACUGGAGGGGUUUGAAGGCAUGAUCCGGACUGAGGACUCAGUGGCCAGCUCACUUGGACUCGGCUACAACAAGUAUUCAAGAACUCUCCCAUCAUCUUUGACGAGGCCCUCCACCAGGACUUACAUGAGUACUGUGCCUCCCACCCAAUAUGUAGAUGACCUUCUACUUGCAGCACAGGAUGAGAUCUCCUGUGAGAGAGCCACAAGGGACUUGCUUCAAGCCCUAGAUCAACUUGGUUAUAAAGUGUCUGCUAAAAAGGCCCAGCUUUGCACCUCACAAGUGACCUAUUUGGACUAUAUUUUAAAGGAGGGCCAACGCUGGCUGUCUCCAGCCUGCAAACAAACUAUUCUUGGCAUACCUACCCCGAAGUCCAGGAGGCACCUCUGGGAGUUUUUGGGAUUGGCUGGGUUUUAUACACUCUGGAUCCCAGGAUUUAGCCAAACCCUUAUAUGAGGCAACUAGAGGGACAGAAGAGUCUUCGCUGGACAGAUGAACAGGACCAAGCCUUCCAGACCCUUAAAGAAACUUUGUUAAAGGCCCCCACUCUGGCUGUGCCCAAUAUCAACAAGCCGUACCAACUAUAUGUAGAUGAGAAAUUGGGAAUUGCAAAAGGAGUUUUGACCCAGCAACUAGGAUCCUGGAAAAGGCUGGUGGCUUACCUAGACUCUGUAGCAGCUGGGUGGCCCAGUUGUCUCUGCAUUAUUGCUGCAACCGCACUCCUGGUCAAGGAUGCCAACAAGCUGACUUUGGGUCAACCCUUAACUAUAACCACCCCUCAUUCUAUCGAAGGGGCACUCAAGAACCCUCCAGAUUGAUGGAUGACGAACACUAGGCUGACCCAUUACCAGGCACUGCUCCUUCACCCCCCUCCCCCACAUAAGAUUCCUCCCUAGUGCUUCCCUCAAUCCAGCUACCCUGCUGUCUGAUCCAGAACCUGAGAUUCUGCAUGACUGCACCGAGAUCCUGCACUAGAUACACGGAAUCAGACCGGGUCUGACAGAUGUGCCAUGGAAAGAUCCAGAUGCCACCUUCUAUACCAAUGGCAGCAGCUUCAUGAGGGAGGGAACCAGGUACAUGGGGGCAGCAGUAGUCACCUUGACUGAAAUGAAAUGGGCCACAUCCUUGCUUGCUGGGACUUCAGUCCAAAAGGCCGAAUUGGUUGCCUUAACCAAGGCCUUACAUCUGGGAAAAGAUAAAACUGUCAACAUCUACAUGGACAGUCACUAAUGCCUUUGCUACAGCACACAUCCAUGGGGCCAUCUACCAAGAGAGGGGACUACUGACAGCAGAAGGAAAAACCAUCAAAAAUAAACAAGAGAUUCUAGACCUGCUUGCCACCCUCUGGCUUCCCCAGAAACUCUCCAUCAUUCACUCCAAGGGCACCAGAAGGGGGAUUCUCCAGAGGCCUGGGGCAACAGAAAGGUGGACCUGGCAAUCAGGACAGCAGCUUUGGAAACCACAGAAAUGGUAAUUGCCUUGCCAGCUCCUACCCUGCCAGAGAAGCCCAUCUAUUCACAGAAGGACGAUGAGAACUUCACCUCACUACCUCUGUGAUGGCUAAUCCUGGGUGUCAACUUGAC